This is a messenger RNA of Seminavis robusta, 1688 nucleotides long. NCBI's taxonomy places the organism in Eukaryota, Bacillariophyta, Bacillariophyceae, Naviculales, Naviculaceae. The record is from the annotation of a GenBank genome assembly.
AAAACGUCAACCACCAACCUCACUUGCCGCUACUAGCUAGAACUCAUUAUUUGAUAACCCUUCGUCUCUCAAUAGGCUUCGCAACACCAUGCCCUCCAACCUUCUUUCCUAUCUCCCACUGCUGCUACCCUUCCAUGGUUUCCUAGUCGCUGCCUUGGAGGUCCAUGGCUCUGGAACUGCUAACCCCUCUCGCUGCUAUGGUUCUGUCAUGGAAGAAAUGCAGGCCCGCUCCAAGAUACCAUUGCGAAUGACUUACCGUUCUGUUGGGUCUUCCAUUGGUCUGGAAGAGUUUGUGAAUGAGUUCAACCCCCUUCGCUCUGCGGAUGAUUUUGGAUCUGGAGAGAUCCCCUUGUCAGAGGAACAGUGGCAGGGAUUCCAAGAUGCCAAUGUGACAGUAUUGCAUCUACCCACUCUUUUUGGUGCUGUGACCUUCUUCCACUCUGUACCAGACAUGCCCAGCCUAAAGCUGACCUCUUGCUUGUUGGCGCGAAUCUUCAUGCGUGAAAUUAAGGAUUGGGCCCACCCAGAUAUCCGUGAAAUCAAUCCUGGUCUUGACAAGUUGUUCUCCAGCAUCAGCCACAAUGCCAAUAGUUUGGGAAAGACGUUGCGCAUCCGUGUGGCUCGUCGUGAGGAGGGCAGUGCUGGCACCGAUGCUAUUACUCAGUACUUACGGCUUUCCUGUCCCCAGCACUUUCCUGCUCACAUGGUAGGGCCUCUCCCAGAAUGGCCCAUUGAUACAGAAGCUUGUCGGGGUACUCUAGGCAUGAAUGAUUGCAUCUCUGACGUUGACGGAACCAUCGGCUAUAAUGAAGCUGGCAUAGGUCUCUUUGAAGGAUUGCAGGAGAUUGCCAUCAAGAACAAGUACGGUCGCUUGUUGACAUCACAAAUUGCUGCUGCAAAUGGUGGCAUUGGAGUCAAAGAAUCUGGGGUCUUGCCUUCAGAACCGACUGCUGAUUUCAGCAGAGUUUCGCUGUUGGAUCAGCAAGGGGAAUACACAUGGCCCAUAACUAUUCUGACCUACAUUUAUGUCCGUACUGACCUCUCCUUCAAGACAAAUCCUGUGGAAAGGGCACUUUUGAUUGCCUUUUUGAAGGCAAUGUAUGAUCCCAGCUUUGUGUCUCCAUGUCAAUCUGACUAUAGCUUCUUCUUGGCAGAUGAUGCAGCCUUGAAGUUGGGCAUGAAGGGGAUUGAACUGUUGGAGAGCUCCAACAUGGCUCCUGAAGACCCAAUAUGGACUUUCGAAGACAGGCCUGAUCCCAUUGUUGGUACAGGAACCUAUGUGCUAUCAUCAAACAGGAGAAACUUCCCAGCGGUGGAACGAGAGCACAACAUUGAAGAACUGGAAGAUCUCCAAGCCAAAGUCUUGCAACUAAAGGCAAAGGUCUCGGCUAUGAAAUCAGAGUUGGAGAAUCAAAGUGGCAGUGGUAAUGACGGUGAAGCUGAAUUUUCACAAAAGUAUGAAACCAUGAUUGUGGCAGGUCUCACCAUGGCGACCCUCUCAUUAGUUUUUGUCUUGGGGAUUUCUGCUGUGGUUGUUCACCAAAAGCAGAACCAUGCUCUAGAAAAGUAGAGCAUGUAUCAUGGAUGACAUAUCUCAGGUAGCAACUCCGCAACUCCAUACCAUUCCACACCAAGCCAACCAAAUUUACACCUCCCAUAAUAAUUCAAGUAUGACUUUUUAGACAGCC